Morus notabilis is the source of this 901-nucleotide messenger RNA. Its product is annotated as probable ribosome biogenesis protein RLP24. Bases 123 to 620 code for a protein of 165 amino acids. Gene Ontology annotation, cellular component: nucleolus. Gene Ontology annotation, biological process: ribosomal large subunit biogenesis. The record is from RefSeq and is a predicted model, not a curated record. Lineage: Eukaryota; Viridiplantae; Streptophyta; Magnoliopsida; Rosales; Moraceae. The transcript has 5 exons.
CCCUCCCCUCAUAUUCUUCAUCUCUCUCUUAGUUUUCAGUCUCGUCAGUCUCCUCUCUCAAAAACCCAGCCCGAGUUUUCGCUGGUUCGCCGCGCCGCCCAUUUUCAGAGGUUUAGAAAGAUAUGAGGUUAGAGAAGUGUUGGUUUUGUUCCUCCACCGUAUAUCCGGGCCACGGUAUCCAGUUCGUCCGCAAUGAUGCAAAGAUUUUCCGCUUUUGUAGAUCGAAAUGUCAUAAGAACUUCAAGAUGAAGAGGAAUCCUCGUAAAGUAAGAUGGACUAAAGCAUUCAGGCGUUUACAUGGAAAGGAUAUGACACAGGACUCGACCUUUGAAUUUGAAAGGAAGCGUAAUAGGCCAGAGAGAUACGAUAGAAAUCUGACUGAAAACACUUUGAAGGCCAUCAAGAAGAUUAGUAAAGUCAGAGCUGAUAGGGAGUCCCUACAUCAUAAGAACAGAUUAAAAGGGAAGAAGUCCAAGGAACUCCGCGAGGCAUACAAGGAACUGCAACAAGACAUCGGGCUUAUCAAUCCAUCUAUUCUCAAGAGAGACCCAUCUCUCGCUCUUCCUAUCAAGGUCAAGAUUACCAAGAAACAAGCACAGGCUCAACCAAUGGAAGAAUGAGCGUAAAAAUCUUCUUGUUGGUCGUAUCUUUUUACUAUUCUCUUAAGUAUUCUAUCUCCAAAUGUUUCAUCAUCUGUUCAAUGUUCGGGAAAUGCUUCAUGUGUUUGAUGCUAAAAUUUUGUAGGGAUUAACGUGUUAUGUAGAACGUGAAGAAGUGAGUUUUUCUGUCUUUAUCUAUAUGGAAUAUUUUUUCAUAUUGUGUUGCUGAUCCUGAUAUGCUAUUUGGAGGAAGCAGCUUCAUUAGAUGCAAUCUGUGGGUUGUGACUAUUCGCAUUGUUCCA